GACACCACGCAUCACUAGCUACCAGUCGAGUCCAGUCGAGUCCAGCCGAGUGCAGACGAGCCAGAUUUCAUACCCUUAGACUGGGACCGGGCGUGAACAUUGAUAUGAGCAUAGACAGAAUUCGAUAGAGCGAGUAAGGACUAAGAAAAAAAAGCAAAACGAGAAAGCAAAGGCCGCCGACGUGCUUUUCCCUUCGUUGUUUGCAUUGUGCAUACGUCGUUUGCGCGCGCGCAAAUCAGUGCUGCGCUAUUGCAUGGCUCUUUGCGCGCGCGAGGACCACUAGACCUUGAGAAAUGGAUUUACGCGCCAUGUUAAAUACCGACGGCGGAGGAUCUGCUAGUGAUCGGUCAAGGGCAGCUCCUCCACCGCCGCCAGCUCAUCCGUCCAUGUCGACUUCAUCUGUUGGUCCAGUCCCAACGACACCUGGGACGCCCGGUCAGACAGCUCCACCGCCGCCGCCGCAUUCAUUCCGCGAUUACAGUCACUCGACCCACGCGUCUCCCGUCUCCCAACCACGUGAAUACCCUCCGCAUAGUCACCCAAAUCACAACCCACCUUCGGCAGGUCCUGGACCAGCGCCAUACGCCUCACCCACAAGCUAUCGUCAUUCUUCGCCCACCGGCCCAUACUCGGGCAGGCCGUCGGUUCCCCCACUCCAGCCACUGGCUCCCCACGAUAUACGAUCUCCUGGUAGCGCGUCAUUGUCCGGUCCUUCACCGUAUCGUCAGACUCCUACAUCCUCCGUGAGCGGUGGUAGUACAGCUGGCUACCCGUUUCCACCUACUCAACAGCCGCCGGCAAGCCCUGGGCAACGCCAUCAAUACGGUCCUUCGAGCUAUUCGCGCGACAGCUAUUCUUCUCAAACCCCCACCGGCUCGCAUGGGUCGGUCUCUUACCCCCAAAGUCAAGGGCAGCAACAUCAACCGCCACAGCAACACCCACAACACCAACAGCAACCAAUACCUCAAACACCACCUAUCGGUAUUCCCGGUGGAAGUCACCAAUAUCUACACCAACGGUCUCUCUCCAUCCACUCGGCGUCGACGCCUACGUCUGCACACAACCAACAGCCAUCCUAUCCUCCGUAUGGCCAAAGCAGUCCUGUCGCAAUACAUCAUGGUCCACCCUCUCACCUUGAUCAACAACACCAUCGGCAUCAGUCGCCUCAACCUGCUACGCCUCUAGGGCCACCUAUGACCGCUCCUCCUCGGCAGUCACCCGCUGCGAGUUACCAGCAACCACCUAGCCCAUACCAGCAACGCAUAACAUCAACCUCACAAUCGUACCAACAAAUGGUGAAAGCAUCGCCUCCACCUCCUCCACCGGCUUCCAUAUCCCGAUUGCCGAGCGUCGGACACAGUGCGUAUGACGCAGUCAGUGAAUCUCAAAGAAGAUCUCAGUCACAACAAUCCCGAAGCGAACGUGAAAGAAGUAUUAGUGUCUCACCAAAGACACGCGUGCCCAGUUUACCUAGUAGCACCGGCCAGUCUGCAUCUAACGAGCAGGACUCAUUCCACUCUCAGCAACGUUUGCAACCUCAUCCUCCUGUGGGUUCCGUGGCAAACACGGAAUCACAGCGCGAUAUGGCCACCCCUGCCAAGAGAAAAUUAGACGACCGAGAUUUGCGACCGGACGAGGUGGAGAAUCAACGCCAACCACCGCCUCCUCCAAAGCUAAACGGCAAUCACGCGCCUCCUUCUCAACCUUCGUCUACGUCACCCACCAUGCCUCGAAAAAAGCGCAUUAUACACAGCGCAGCGCCUACCUGGGCUCAAUCUGGCCGUAAACGAACACUCGCUGCAAGCCGCAACUAUUCAAUCAAGCAACAUAAGACAGUGGCUCCCAGCUCGGCCGCCUCCGUCAACGGUACGCAUCCUGAACCCAGUGCGACUACGAGGACCGAGCAUGUGUCCCGACACACCUCUCCGGAGACUGCACGAUCGACCACACUGGCCAGGGAAGAGCCCAAUCAAGUCGCAGCGAAAAGCUCCUUGACAUUUGGAGGGCAGCCUUUCCCAUGGGAGCCUAGUAUCGAAGGCUCAAAACCUAUCGACUUCAUAUCCCGCACCAUUGCCGAUUUUUUCGUCUACAACGUCUUGCAAGGUCCCAACCCUGCUGAGUUGCGUGCACGUGGCGCCACGUUUGAGAUUGAGGCAAAGCUUGGUACCAUCAUUGACAAGAGUACAAAUGAUCGCGUUGAAUUGAGGAUCCAGGGAGGCGAGUGCAUCAUUGGUGAAGAGGCUAGGAUAGCCUUCCGUAGUUCUAUGACCGAGAAUCAACAUCAGGGAUUUAAUGAGUAUCUAAAUGAUCAGGUCAAAGCUUCGUUUGCUCGCUCAACGGCCGAGCCCCGAGUCCCUGUACAAUACGUUCACCGCCGCCAGACGGACCGAUUCUUUGACCUGCCAGCUCAUUUACGCCAAAGAAUACCACCUUCCGUCGCCAACCUACUCCAGCAGAAUGGGCCACUGAAAGCUCGAGUCUCGUAUGAUCAAAAGACAGGGAAUGUAAUUGCUAAGAUCGUGAAGGCAAGGGUUGCCGACAUUCACAUCCACAUGGCCCAUAUGCCCUUGGACUGCCGAAUCAGUGUCAAUAUUGAAUGGGACUGGGACGGCCCUGCGCAAGAGAUCGAACAGAACCAGAUCCCAAACAAGGAUCGACAGCCUGACCGCAAUAAGGACAGGCUGAGCUACACUCACGGGUUUUAUCAGAUCGAUCUGACGCAAGUUACACGAGAAACUGUAGGCCCACAAGGGCAGGCUGGUGCGCCGUCCAAGGAGCACGAACUAGAAAUCGAGCUCGAUUCUCGUGUGUUGUACGAUCAUGGCCACCUACUCAUGAAGGGCGAACCAAACAGGUAUACAGAUCUAGUCGAUGGUUUGAUAGAUAACAUACGGGUGCUGGCGAAGCGCUGUCCCCAGCCUGUCAUGUGACGGGCUUAACCUUUGCUACAUUCUAAGCAUACGGCCUUACUUAAGCUAUUUGAUGGCGCUGUGGGAACAACCUAAGAACUACGCAUGCAAGAGAGCUUGACGGAAUGGGGGAGCCUUUUAAUGGGUUGGAAAAGGGAGAAAAAAUUAAUGCUUUCUUUGUAUUUGAGAUACCACACAGCUGAGUUUCGCG
Molecule: messenger RNA, 3120 nt
Organism: Xylaria bambusicola
Lineage: Eukaryota; Fungi; Ascomycota; Sordariomycetes; Xylariales; Xylariaceae
Product: CYTH-like domain-containing protein
Exons: 2
Coding region: 294-2930 (878 amino acids)
Biological process (GO): polynucleotide 5' dephosphorylation; 7-methylguanosine mRNA capping
Cellular component (GO): mRNA capping enzyme complex
Molecular function (GO): polynucleotide 5'-phosphatase activity
Source: RefSeq, a predicted model, not a curated record